Messenger RNA from Torulaspora delbrueckii, 612 nucleotides. It is a transcript of the gene ASG7, whose product is annotated as Asg7p. The transcript has a single exon. Lineage: Eukaryota; Fungi; Ascomycota; Saccharomycetes; Saccharomycetales; Saccharomycetaceae. The coding region runs from base 1 to 612 and encodes 203 amino acids. The record is from RefSeq and is a predicted model, not a curated record.
AUGUUUAGUACUGCAUCAACAAACAUACAAAAAAUGUUAGGCGACAGACAUAAUUUGGCGAAAAACGACCAUAACAACCAAAGAAUGAUGGCACCCUCUCUUGAGGAUGAAAACAACUACUACAUCUGCGAAUGCCACUCCUGUAAUAUUGGUACAAAAUAUAGAGGAUGGAUCCCUCGAGGAUUUUUUGCAGGAUUUUUUAUACCUUUACUAUGGUUCUGCAACCUGGUUAUUUAUUUGUAUACCCAAUGGCAUUUGAAUCACGAGCCAACGCAUGCUCAAAUAGCAUUAGAAGAAUUACCAAGUAACCACGAGUUCCAAUCAAGGAUUAAUGCUUCUAACAUAACGCUAGACAAGAGUACCAUUGAAGAGAUUGAUCGUGUUAACGAGAAAACCACAGUUUUGGACGAUCCAAAGGACCAUAAGGACUGUCCUAAAUACAAUCUACAAGAUUACAGGAACCAAUUUCUCAGACAGGUUGCCUCCGAUAUUAUCGAGUCACACGGAGUUAAAAGAGAUCACUACAAAAAAUGGACCCAAUGGUCCCUCCUCGGUAUCGUGACUUAUUCAGUGACUACAGUACUCGCCGUCAUCGCUUACAAGCCCAGGUAA